UCGUAACUAUGUGUUGUGAAGAGCCAAAGACUAUUGACAAAUCAUUUUGCCGUAUAAAAGCAGUCCAUUGUCGGUAGCUCUGCCAUGAUUGUGCCUGGUAUUGCCGCUAGAAAGUGACAAUGGAUAAUCACAGCGAGACGUGUAAGGGGCUAAUGAUAUAUGGAAAAUGUGUCUGUCAUUUAUGAGAAUAUUAGACAUCAAUAAAUGUGUGUUGAGGACAGAAGGAGGACAUCUCGGUGGUGCUAGUGAGUAAGAAAUGAGGCCGCUGAUGGUGAAAUCAUUUUAUACAUUAGCUUGAAAAGUGUAUGUGCGCCAUAUGUUUAUAGCUUACAGCGGAAUCCUUAGAUCAUACGGAAACCUGGCUCUGCAAAAAUAAACAAAUGCGUCCUUUUGAUGCAUUCAGUGUAAACAAGUCACUUCUUGGCAAUAUUUUGUUACUGAAUAUGUUAUCAACUUUAUUUCAUUACAAAAAGGUUAAGCAAGUGUUUGUAUAAUGUGAAAAGGUUAAAGUGUCUUCAUUUGAUUCGUAUUCCACCACGCACGUGCACAUCGCGUUAGUAGCUCGGCGGAGUGCACUCUUGAACCGUGCUGUUUUUAUUGUGGGGAAAAUGGAUAACUUUGGAGUUCUAUAUAAGUAAAUAGUGUUAGCUACCUAGAACCCUUAACCGGAAGUUAUUCUGUUCAACUGAUCAGACAUGCAGGUGGUGUACAGUGGUGGGUCGACGCCCACGCCGUCCCCACGGGUGCAAAGGAAGUUGAACCAAGGGUACAGCCGGCCAAUAUUCACAGGCAAGACGAGCAGGCUGGUGACUAGCCAGAGCACAUCUAAGGACCGCGGGGAGGUGGCCCCGGAACCAGAGAGCUCCCUGCGCGACUCCAUUCCCGCGAUGCGGAAAGCAGUGGCCGUCACCUGUCUCAUACUCAACAUUCUACUCCCAGGCCUCGGCACGUUUGUGGCGGGCCUGACGACGCUGUGCGGGAGCGCGAUCCGGAAGAAAACGAUGACGUCACAAAAGGUUGUCUGCUCGAACACGUGGGUGGCAUUCCUGCAGUUCGUGACGGCGUUCAUUUUCCUACUUGGUUGGAUAUGGAGCAUCGUCUGGGGAGUUGCCUUCAUCACAAUAUCAGAUGACUACUAUAAAAACUUCAAACGACCAUCAAUGCCAAAGAAACCCAACAUAAAGGACUCAUUUAACCUGGAACCACUGAACGGUACCAGAUCGGAUAUGAACAGGGCUGGAAGUUCACAUGGGCUUUCAACGCACCUGCAAAAAACGCAUAUAGCGCGCUCCUCGUCGGCGGACCAGGCUCCGCAGCCGUGCAUAGUUCAUCAAACAGCUUCCGGUAAUAGCCAUUCAGAGACAUCGUUAGUUUCAAAACGUGCCACACACGACAAAAAGACAAAACAUAACAAGUACUUUAAAAGCCAAAAGUCUGAAGAGGACGCUGCUGCCUCGGCGCCCCUCAACAUGGAGCAGAUCAUGAUUCACAGUUUGCCGAAAGCCCCGACCAAGGCGAAGCGCGGCGUUCUGCGGCGGGAAGAUACUAUCACCAGCACUACAAGCUCCGUGUCCAUCAGCGAGGAUCCUGCUCACUCUUUCUCGUAGACAUUCGCACCAUGAGGUCCAUCUAGCUGAUCUAGUGCCAAAACACUCGCAACACAUUCUAAUACGAGGGAUCAUUUGUGUCAAAUUAUGACUGGUACAAGUCAACGAUGUUAUGACCUGAAUAUACUUAGGUUUUUGUUGUGGUACUUUCUUUACAUUAAACUCACUGUUUAGUCUUAUUUUUACCAAAUAUAAUGUUUGCAUAUAUUUUGCCGGCGAUAUACAUGGUUGGGUUCUUUAUUCUCCCUUCACAUUAUAUAUGGUUUGGGUUCUUCAAUUUCCAUUUACAGUCUUUAUGACUGAAUUCUUUUUCCUCCCUUCAGAGUCUAUAUGCCUGGGUUCUUUUUUCUCCCCUCAGAGUCUAUAUGACUGUGUUCUUUAUUCUCCCUUCACAGUCUAUAUGGUUGGGUUCUCCAUUCUCCCUUCACAGUCUAUAUGGUUGGAUUCUCCAUUCUCCCUUCUUAGUUCAUAUGGUUGGAUUCUCCCCCUUCACAGUCUAUACGGUUGGAUUCUCCAUUCUCCCUUCACAGUCUAUAUGGUUGGGUUCUUCAUUCUCCCUUCACAGUCCAUAUGGCUGUGUUCUUCAUUCUUCCUUCACAGUCUAUAUGGCUGAGUUCUUCAUUCUCCCUUCACCGUCUAUAUGGUUGGGUUCUUCAUUCUCCCUUCACAGUCUAAAUGGCUGUGUUCUUCAUUCUCCCUUCACAGUCUAUAUGGUUGGGUUCUUUAUUCUCCCAUCACAGUCUAUAUGGUUGGGUUCUUCAUUCUCCCUUCACAGUCUAUAUGGCUGUGUUCUUCAUUCUCCCUUCACAGUCUAUAUGGUUGGGUUCUUUAUUCUCCCAUCACAGUCUAUAUGUUUAUGAUAUUCAUUCUCACUUCACUGUCUGUAUGGCUAGGUUCUUCAUCUCCCUUUACAGUCUGUAUGUUUGAGUUCAUCAUGCUUGUCGUGUGCUAGAUCAAUCCAUCUUUAGCUAAUUGACAUGUUUACAAUAAUUUGAUUAAAAUGGAUUUCGCUGAAGACCACACUCACAUAACAGCGUUUCUUUUAGACCAAAGGUUACUGUGUGGCAAAAGUAACAUUGACAUACAGCCUCCGACCUGAAAAUCGCCUCUGAAUUUGCUCACCACUAAUGAUCUCUCUAUUGUAAUUUCUGUGGAAACAGUUACUAGUCUGGAAAGCAUUCUUUCUAAAACUUUGACAAAGUGUGAAAUAGAUUAUUUUGCAUGGCUUACCAUAUUUUUUUAUGAAUAUCAAAGUAAGUAAGAUGUUAACAAGUCUAACUUGCUUCAAUUCUGUUCUUUACAAAAUAUAUACGCACUCAGUGGGGCUGCUCAUAGCUCUUAUUAGGUUAUGAUAUUUGCUACCAAAGGUAUGUGCAUUGACAUUUUGUUCUUUCUUCAAAACCAUCUUUUAACAAAACAACUUACAUAAUGUAUGUACAUAUCAAAAAUGUUUGAUAAGUUUGCAAAUUUAAAUAAUUUGAUUGGUUAAUAGUAUUUUUAUAUAAAUAUUGGCCAAUCAAAAAACACUUUUGCUCAAUUUGACCAACCCAGAGAAUAAAGAAGUUUAACACAAUUGGCUGUGUCAUGUGUUAUGAUUUGGUUGCACAACAUAGCAAUGGUAACUAUUUUUGAAAAAAAGUGUUUAUUUCGUUAUUUAAAUAUAUAAUUGUAUAAUAUAUUUUGCUGUUGAUAUGAUUUUAGAUCUACAAUCGGUGACAUUUACACUGUCAUGGUUUCUAUAAUACCAAAUUAGUUCAUUUAAAAAUAUUUUCUUCGUUUUAUUUGUUGUGUUUAAAAUGCAAAUAAAUAGCUCUUUACCCAAUACAUAAAAUUCUGUAUUUUUUCAUAUUUUCUGCCAUCAAAAUCUUAGACUAAGCUGUAUAUAAACUUGUUUUUUUUUGUGUUGCAUGUAAUAAAGCAGUAUAAAUUUUACAUUGUAUUAAUAUAUGUAGUUUGCUUUUGUUACAUGUAAUUGUGCAAUACGCCUAAAUA
Mya arenaria is the source of this 3599-nucleotide messenger RNA. RefSeq lists its product as uncharacterized. The transcript is spliced from 3 exons. Lineage: Eukaryota; Metazoa; Mollusca; Bivalvia; Myida; Myidae. Gene Ontology annotation, cellular component: sensory dendrite. The record is from RefSeq and is a predicted model, not a curated record. Gene Ontology annotation, biological process: sensory perception of mechanical stimulus; proprioception; taxis. The coding region runs from base 696 to 1607 and encodes 303 amino acids.